AAAUCCCACCAAAAACCGCGAGCCGCUCAGCCACUCAUAUUGCUCACGUUGCUCAUAUGUAAACGCGAAGGUUGUCAGCACAAGCAUGCGGGGAGAAGCCUUAGAAAAUGCGACUCCUACUACCUACGAAAAGGCAAAAGAGCGGAUAAUCACCGAAGAUGAACUGAAUGACGAUAUUGUCGAUGAAUUUGACGCAAGAGAAAUAUUCGAUCAUAUUCGAGUUAUUAAUGAUCCGGAGCACCCUCUCACACUUGAAGAGCUUAACGUGGUUGAGGAAAGCAAUAUUGAGGUGGACACAAAACGCAUGGAGAUCCGUGUAAACUUUACACCUACAAUCCCUCACUGCAGUAUGGCUACUCUGAUUGGAUUAGCAAUCAGAGUAAAGCUUCUACGGUGCCUGCCCCCAUCAUUCAAGGUUGAUGUGCAAAUUACACCAGGAACCCAUGCAUCUGAGGCUGCAAUAAACAAACAGCUCUCGGACAAGGAAAGAGUGGCAGCAGCUUUGGAAAACUCUCACCUCCUUGCUGUAGUCAACAAAUGUCUCUCGUAAGGGGAACAAGAUUGGCACCGGUUUUUUAAGCUGUACAUACAAUCAACAAUGUAAAUGCAUAUCUACAAUAAUGCUAAAAAUAAACGGCACGAGUGUUGGCGAUA
Ornithodoros turicata is the source of this 654-nucleotide messenger RNA. RefSeq names its product cytosolic iron-sulfur assembly component 2B-like. Gene Ontology annotation, cellular component: cytosolic [4Fe-4S] assembly targeting complex. The record is from RefSeq and is a predicted model, not a curated record. Gene Ontology annotation, biological process: iron-sulfur cluster assembly. The transcript is spliced from 4 exons. Bases 86 to 550 code for a protein of 154 amino acids. NCBI's taxonomy places the organism in Eukaryota, Metazoa, Arthropoda, Arachnida, Ixodida, Argasidae.